AGAGAGAGGAGGGGUUAUCCUGUUUCUCUCUCUUCACCCUUCUCUGUCCCGCACUCUCGCUUAACCUCCACAUAGUGCCGGUCGGACGGGAGAUAACUUGAAACACUUUUUCUGUGAAUGGCAGAUCCUCGGGCUCAGAAUCUCCUCUGACGACGACGAAGUGUUUUUCUUCUUCUCCUUUCUGAUCCUCUGCGGAGCGCAAACAAGAGGAGUUACCAAAGUUACCAGACGCGCUCCGCUCCAGAGAUGGUGACUUUACGCACACGGAGGAUCUGAAGGCUGUUUGAACUGAACGCUCUUGUUUUGGUCUCUGAAACUCUUUUAUCAUCAUCAUCAUCAUCAGCAUCCACAACGAGCUUCAAGUUCUGCCAGAAACACGCAGCGAAUGCAGAAUCAAGUGAGUCCAGGUGACGUUCAUGAAUUUUAAAGUCAUCCACAAGUGAGAAGAGGGUGUCGGAGUUGAAGUCUCUUAUUUCUGCAGCGGCAGCGGCUUCCUGGAGAUGAGCGCUUUUGUCUGUUGUGUGACCGCUGCGGCUUUAGGCAGAUCCUCCUCUGAUGAGAAUGAUGUCUUCCAUGCGAGCAACGCCUCCCUUCCACCCACCGUCUGAGGAAGAGGAAGCGAUGGGUCAGGACAACGCGACGUGGGCCGGCGACGAGCGAGAGGGCCCGAAGGAGACUCCAUCUCCCUCUUCGCACGACCGACCCCACCCGGAUGAGCUGCAGCCAAUCAGGGAGAAGCUGACGGAUGCUGAGUGGGAGAACAUGGUGCCUGCUGCGAUGGACAAUGAAAGCAGUAAAGGCUGCUCAGUCUACUCCUACCGGACUAACUCUACCUCUCCACCCAAGCCAGAGGAGUGUUCCAGGGACCGCGGGGAGCCAAUGAUCGGCCUCGCCUUUGGGACGCCGGAGCGCCGCAAAGGAAGCCUGGCAGACGUGGUGGACACACUGAAACAGAAGAAACUCGUGGAGCUGACCAAGACAGAACAAGACGAACCAACUUGCAUGGAGAGGCUCCUCUCAAAGGACUGGAAGGAGCGCGUUGACCGCCUGAACGCCAGCGAACUGCUGGGGGAGGUCAAAGGUACGCCGGAGUCGCUGGAGGAGAAGGAGCACCAACUUUCCACCAUGAUUGGUCAGCUGAUCAGUCUGAGGGAGCAGCUCCUCUCCGCACACGACGAGCAGAAAAAGAUGGCCGCCUCACAGCUGGAGAAGCAGAGACAACAGAUGGAGCUGGCCAGGCAGCAGCAGGAGCAGAUCGCCAGACAACAGCAGCAGCUCCUGCAGCAGCAGCACAAGAUAAACAUUCUCCAACAACAGAUCCAGGUCCAGGGUCACAUGCCUCCUCUGAUGAUCCCAGUGUUUCCUCACGACCAGCGGUCUCUGGCUGCUGCCGCUGCUGCACAGCAGGGCUUCCUCUUCCCACCGAGCAUGUCCUACAAGCCAGGUGAGAAUUACCCCAUGCAGUUCAUUCCAUCUACAAUGGCAGCUGCAGCAGCAUCUGGACUCAGCCCGUUACAACUACAGCAGCUGUAUGCCGCCCAGCUGGCAAGCAUGCAGAUCUCACCAGGAGCCAAGAUGGCUCCCCUCCCGCAGGCUCCCAACUCCUCCGGUCCCCUUUCCCCCUCCGCCCUGAAGAGCGAGAAGCGAUCAUCCAGUCCCGUCGCUCACAUCAAGGAGGAAGGAUCCACACAGCCAUUGAACCUCUCAGCCAGACCCAAGACAGCCGAGCCUCUUCGCUCCCCGACGUCCCCGACGCACAGUCUGUACUCCGGAAACAAGACCAGCCCUUCAGGCAUGGGCAAGGGCCGCAUCCCAAGCCCCCUCAGCAGCAUGGGCAGGAACACCUCUCUGGACAUCCUGUCCAGCCUCAACUCCACGGCGCUGUUUGGGGACCAGGACGCGGUGAUGAAGGCCAUCCAGGAGGCCCGGAGCAUGAGGGAACAGAUCCAGAGGGAGCAGCUCCACCACCAGCAGCAGCAGCAGCAGCAGCAGCCGGGACACCACAGUCUGGAGGCCAAACUGUCGGCCCUCAGCGGCAUGACCCUCAACAACGGCAACAAGGAGCGGCUGCACUAUGAGACGCUGAGCCAGCACCUGGGGAAGCUCGGGGAGGAUGCUGGGAAGAUGGUCCAUCGAGUCAUCGACCUGACGAGACCAGAAGAUCUGGAUGGGAAUAAUAUCACGGAGGCACGAGUGUUCAGGGAGGCACGGGGCCGGAACAACGCCGAGCCACACAUCAAGAGGCCCAUGAACGCCUUCAUGGUGUGGGCCAAAGACGAGAGGAGGAAGAUCCUGCAGACCUUCCCCGACAUGCACAACUCCAACAUCAGCAAGAUCCUAGGCUCUCGCUGGAAAGGCAUGACCAACCAGGAGAAGCAGCCGUACUACGAGGAGCAGGCCCGCCUGAGCAAGAUCCAUCUGGAAAAAUAUCCCAACUACAAGUACAAGCCGCGGCCCAAGAGGACCUGCAUCAUCGACGGCAAGAAGCUGCGCAUCGGAGAGUACAAGCAGAUGAUGCGGUCACGACGUCAGGAGAUGAGGCAGUUCUUUGUGGGGCCUCAGCCAACGAUGCCUCUCGGCAACAGCCCGGGCGGAGUAGGAGUUUACCCGGGCGCCAUAACCAUGGCGACGACGGCCACGCCGUCUCCACACCUGACCUCAGACUGCUCCAGCAACUCAGCCAGCCCCGAACCCGCCAUCCCCGUCAUACAGAGCACGUACGGGUUGAAGUCCGAGCCCGGCGGCGGAGGCAGCAACGGCGGUGUGGUCGGAGCCUUGACUCUGCCCAGAGACCCCACCAACGGAGACGACGACAUGGACAUGUACGAGGACUUUGAGGAGGAGCCCAAGUCAGACUAUAGCAGCGACCACGAGACACGGGAGGCCGUCAGCGCCAACUGAGUGUGCCUCAGGGUGUCGGUUGUAAAAAAAGAGAAGAGAAAAAAAGACUCCCGUUAUACUCAGAGACACUUUUUAAAAACACAGUUUAUUAUAGAGACCUUCAGGCAAACUUUCAGGACGUGUCGCGUCGUGCACUGAUCAUGCCCGGACAGGAUUCAAACUCAGCGGACAUGCUCAGAGAGUUCUUGGACAGUUUCUCGACGGACGUCCAUUUGAAGAAGAAAAUGUGACCCAAGAAAACAGACAUUCAGACAACCAACUGACAAUGAACUUCAGUAUCCUACACUUUGACAAUCUUAACCAGAGCGAAUAAGAGAUAGAGGAGAGAGAGAGAGAGAAUGAGGGAGAAUGGGACAAAGGACAAAUGAGCGACGAACACAUUACUGUGUGGUUUGUAAAGAGCAUGCAUGGAUUGUGAAGCAUCAGGAAUUGGUCUUCAACAGCUAUUUGGUCUUAAAUGUUUAAGGAGUGAUUUAGUUUUUAUCCUUAUGUAUUUACUUUUUUUGUGUUUUUGUUUUUUUGUUCUACAGACUUUUUUUUUUUUCUGACAGGUCACUGCCUGUACAAACUCUGGACUGUCGGAACUUGAAAUUUGAAAAGUUUUAAUAUAAAUCCUAGCUAUUGUAAUCUUAUAGUCUUACUUUUGUUUCUUACGAAUACAGUGCAUCUACAUCUUGUUUUCUGACAAACUGCUUACAUUUACAUUACUGUUAGUUUUUUUUUUUAUAUCCCAGCUCAGGUAUGAUGUGCCAGCUUGUGAAUGUGUUUUUUUUUGUUUUGUUUGUUUUCAUACAAAAAGAGUGGUAGGACUUAUUAGACUGUCAAUGAAAUAAAGGGAGCAAAAUCCCUUAUAUUACAUUAUUAUUAUUAUUAUUAUUAUUAUUAUUAUUAUUACGUAAGUAAGUAAGUACCCAGUCAUUGUACAGAUUUACUUCAAAUGUGCCAAACCUACAUUCACAUUCACUCGGGAUGUUGUAGUCUUAACUUCCAAUGCUGCAAAAAAGUCUUAUACAAUCAGCUUUUUCUAUCUCUAUCUAUUAGAUGAGUUCCUACUCGGUAACUGCUGGCUCCCCUCCUGGCCCAAUCACAGGUAGAGCUCAGGGAGGAUGUGUUUUCAUCACGCUUGCUCAGUCACACACACACUUCAAUUUCUGGCAGCCCCUCUAAGCUUUGAGAUGUAGUAAGAAGAGUCUGUUCUUCAAUUCCACUGCAUUGGUGCUUUCAUGAACCACAUUGCCCAUAGUUCCUUGAGGCCAAACACUUAGCACAUUGUGCUGUAAGUGCAGCACGGUGUAACCAAACGCUGACAUUUAGCAUUUGAGUCUGUCCCCUUUCAAUCUGGCCAAAGGUAUAGACAUUUUUUGGCUUAAUUUCUGCCAAGACACUUUAAGAGUUCACAAGUCUUAAAAGUGUCCCUUUAACUCUGUUCAUUCAGCGUCGUAGGACAGGGGCACGAGCAGCCCCAGAAUUACCCUACUGUAGGAUAAGAGUUUCUAAUAUUCUGGAUCCCUUCACUGUAUUUUGAAUUGUGUUUUGAAUCGGUACAAAAGUGUACAAAAAUGUUACUAUUUUUAUUAGCCUGUUAAUAUUUGUAAAUGUCUUCUCAGCAUCACGUGGGAGAGAUACACCAAACUUGUGUUUUAAAAAAAAAAAGAAUUUAUAUAGUUGCAAAAAAAUGGGUUUAAGAGGUCUGUUAUUUCAAAAAGGGUACCUUUUUUCUACGUUGCAUGUAUAUUUUGAAGAUGAGUAAAUUAUUAUGAGAAAAAUGGAGGAAAAAAUGGUGCAUUGUUCUCAAACAGCUUCUCAGUCAAACAAGCCCAGUCAGAGAAAAGUUUUUUUUCCACAGUCUGAACUGAGAUGUUCCUCUUUGGUCUUGGUGCGGCCCAGUCAGUGGUCAGCACCAUGCUGGGUGAGCACGUUUUUUCCUCUAUUUUACUCAAAUGUCACAUUCUUUCUCUGAAGACACAUGCUAUUAUUUCUAUGUCUCUUUUCACCACACUCUGCAUUUUUAACAUUUUCAACACCUGUGACCUUAGGGUGAUUUCUGGGUGCUUUCUGUUUAGCCAUAAGCUGUUUCACACAUCGUCACGGCUCCAUAUUUCUGGCAGUUUUUACUUGGGAAAGCUUCACAAGCUGGGACUGAACAUUGGUUUUUGCUUGCAUCACAGUAAAAAAAAAAAGCCUCAUGCAUAGACAUUUCUGUUAGUGUCAUACGCAUCCUAAGCACUGGAUAUAAAUUCUAUGUUUCUUUCUUUUUUUUUUUUUUUUUAGUAUUGACUAAUGUGAAGUUGUUGUUUGAGUUUCAACAUGAUAAAUUAGAACAGUCAAAAAGUCACAUGUUUGGACUCUAUAGGAAGCCUCGUACAUGCCAGACACAAGUAAAAUUGCCAUUUCUUUAGAAAAAUUUCAUUUAUUGAAGCACGUUUUGUUGCUGCAGCUCUAGUGCCGCCUAAAGGGGUCACAUCGCCUCUGAUCUCUUUAGAAACCUCAUGCUCUUGUCAGUUGUGACCUGCAGAAGCAGAACACAAGGUUCCUGGUCACAUACAUUUUGUGAUGAGUAUUGUAUUUGAAAUUCAAUUGUGCGUUUUAACAUUUCAUUGUAUUUAUUAGCCAGCUUUGGCUCUAAAAAGUGUCAGUACAACUUGGUGAGAAAGACAAUCAAAAAAAAUAAAUAAAUAAAAAGUAAAGACUUGAGAUUUUCCUUACAAA
Messenger RNA from Sebastes umbrosus (honeycomb rockfish), 5610 nucleotides. Its product is annotated as transcription factor SOX-6-like. The record is from RefSeq and is a predicted model, not a curated record. Gene Ontology annotation, biological process: regulation of transcription by RNA polymerase II; central nervous system development; positive regulation of chondrocyte differentiation. Bases 556 to 2901 code for a protein of 781 amino acids. Lineage: Eukaryota; Metazoa; Chordata; Actinopteri; Perciformes; Sebastidae. Gene Ontology annotation, molecular function: DNA-binding transcription factor activity, RNA polymerase II-specific; RNA polymerase II cis-regulatory region sequence-specific DNA binding. Gene Ontology annotation, cellular component: nucleus. The transcript is spliced from 17 exons.